This is a messenger RNA of Heterocephalus glaber (naked mole-rat), 1596 nucleotides long. It is a transcript of the gene Ccdc106, whose product is annotated as coiled-coil domain containing 106. The record is from RefSeq and is a predicted model, not a curated record. Gene Ontology annotation, cellular component: nucleoplasm. Lineage: Eukaryota; Metazoa; Chordata; Mammalia; Rodentia; Bathyergidae.
AGGGCGGGGGAAUAUUGCAAGGGGCCGUCUCGCAAGUGCGGCCCCAGCCCCGGCGUCCACCUCGAGGCUCACCUGGGAGAUGGGCUCCCCGAGGCCGCGGGGCGCGGGCCAGAUAGGGUAACCCCGCGUCCUCGAUCCCCGCCGCCCUGGUCCUGGUCUCGCCCGCGCCCCGCCGCCUGCUUGCAGAUGGGCGCGCGCUCCUUUCCGCUCCCCGUGACACUUUGCAGACGCUCCCCGGCGCCGAGCAUGGGCACCGCCGCCGCCGCCGCCGGUGCCCGGGCUGGAUUCCGCGCGCGGGCUGGAGGUCCCUGCUGCAUCGACCCCAGGGGGAGUCCGGGUCCCCAGCCAACUUCUCCCCGGGGUCGAGGUGUCAGCUCCCUCACGCCAUAGGCGCCCAGUUUGAAGCCGAGUCCCAGAAGUGUGGGGGUCCGGCCUCGAGCUCCUUCUCCCUCCCGAGCAGUGGGGGCCUCCCUUCCCCCAGGACUGACUCCGACUGUGGCCGCUGUCUCUGCUGGGUGUGCUGAGGCGGCCCGGGUCUGCAGGAGGCCAGCCAUGAGCGACAGAUGCAGCCGUCGGCGCACAAUGAAGAAGGACGACGAGGCCUUCGAGAUCUCCAUCCCCUUCGAGGAGGCGCCCCACCUAGGCUCACAGAUCUUUUACAGUCUGAGUCCUUCUCGAGGAAACUUCGAGGAGCCCCCGGAGGCCGCGUCCCCCACGCUGGCCCUGAUGAACGGGGUCAAGGCCCAGCUGCACAUGGCCCUGGAGAGGAACUCCUGGCUGCAGAAGCGCAUCGAGGACCUGGAGGAAGAGAGGGACUUCCUUCGGUGUCAGCUGGACAAGUUCAUUUCCUCGGCACGGAUGGAUGCAGAGGACCACUGCCGCAUGAAGCCUGGGCCUCGGCGGGUGGAGGGGGACAGCUGGGCCGGGGCUGGGGGCGAGGCCUCAGACCCCGAGUCUGCUGCCUCCUCGCUGAGUGGGGCAUCUGAAGAAGGCAGUGCCAGUGACAAGAAGAGGCAGAAGCAGAAGGGAAGUGCCAGUCGGAGGCGCUUCAGGAAGCCCAAGGCCCGGGAGAGGCAACGGGUGAAGGACGCCGAUGGGGUCCUCUGUCGCUACAAGAAGAUCCUGGGCACCUUCCAGAAGCUGAAGAGCAUGUCUCGGGCUUUUGAGCACCACCGCGUGGACCGCAACACCGUGGCGCUGACCACGCCCAUCGCGGAGCUGCUCAUCGUGGCGCCAGAGAAGCUGGCCGAGGUGGGCGAGUUUGACCCUUCCAAGGAGCGCCUGCUUGAGUACUCCCGCCGCUGCUUCCUGGCGCUGGACGACGAGACGCUCAAGAAGGUGCAGGCGCUCAAGAAGAGCAAGCUGCUGCUGCCCAUCACCUACCGCUUCAAGCGGUGAUACCGCCCCUCUGCCCCCGCCCCCGGAACCUCUGCUCCCCGCUCCCGGGCCAGGCGCCGCCUCCCUGCACUAGGCCUGUCCCUCGCCCAGCGGGGCUGUCACCUGUUUCACCCGACCCCGCGGGGGCCGGCCUCAUUCCAUGUGAGACAGAGAAUUAUUCAGAGCAUUUAAAUUAAAGACACGUGAAAAUUUGGAAUA